GGGCGGUCCCCCUCGGAGUGGGGGGUCGUGCCUCCUGAAGCCGCCCCCGGGACCUCUGUCCUGGAGGAGGCGAGGGUUGAUCCAGUUGUUCAGCAGACUAUGAGCAGACCAGAGAAUCUGCUCUCUACUGGUUCCUCAUUAGCAUCACAAGUUCAUGCCGCUGCAGUUAAUGGAGAUAAAGGUACUCUUCAGAGGCUCAUAGUAGGAAAUGCUUCUUUUAAAGACAAAGAAGACCAAUUUGGGAGAACACCACUUAUGUAUUGUGUGUUGGCAGACAGAUUAGACUGUGCAGAUGCUCUGUUAAAGGCAGGAGCAGAUGUCAAUAAGACUGAUCACAGCCAGAGAACAGCCCUCCAUCUUGCAGCUCAAAAGGGAAAUUAUCGUUUCAUGAAACUCUUACUCACACGCAGAGCAAACUGGAUGCAGAAGGAUCUAGAAGAGAUGACACCCUUGCACUUGGCCACCCGGCACAAGAGCCCUAAGUGUUUGGCACUUCUGCUGAAGUUUAUGGCACCCGGGGAAGUAGACACACAGGAUAAAAAUAAGCAAACAGCUCUGCAUUGGAGUGCCUACUACAACAACCCUGAGCACGUGAAGCUGCUGAUCAAGCAUGACUCCAACAUUGGCAUCCCUGACGUCGAGGGCAAGAUCCCUCUCCACUGGGCAGCCAACCACAAAGACCCAAGUGCCGUGCACACAGUGAGAUGCAUCCUGGAUGCUGCCCCAACGGAGUCUCUACUGAACUGGCAAGACUACGAGGGCCGCACCCCUCUCCACUUUGCAGUUGCGGAUGGAAACGUGACGGUGGUUGACGUCCUGACCUCAUAUGAAAGUUGCAACAUAACAUCAUAUGAUAACUUAUUUCGAACCCCUCUGCACUGGGCAGCUUUAUUAGGCCAUGCACAGAUUGUCCAUCUUCUUUUAGAAAGAAAUAAAUCAGGAACUAUCCCAUCGGACAGCCAAGGAGCCACACCCCUGCACUAUGCAGCUCAGAGUAACUUUGCUGAAACAGUUGAAGUGUUUUUAAAACAUCCUUCAGUGAAAGAUGAUUCAGACCUUGAAGGAAGAACUUCCUUUAUGUGGGCAGCAGGGAAGGGCAGCGAUGAUGUUCUUAGGACCAUGCUGAGCUUGAAAUCUGACAUUGAUAUUAACAUGGCAGACAAAUAUGGAGGCACAGCUUUGCAUGCGGCUGCCCUUUCUGGCCACGUCAGCACUGUGAAAUUAUUACUAGAAAACGAUGCUCAAGUAGAUGCCACUGACGUCAUGAAACACACUCCACUUUUCCGAGCCUGUGAGAUGGGACACAAAGAUGUGAUUCAGACACUUAUUAAAGGUGGAGCAAGGGUAGAUCUCGUUGACCAAGAUGGACAUUCACUUCUACACUGGGCAGCACUAGGAGGAAAUGCUGACGUGUGCCAGAUAUUGAUAGAAAAUAAGAUCAAUCCAAACGUGCAAGAUUACGCAGGGAGAACCCCUCUGCAGUGUGCUGCAUACGGGGGAUACAUCAACUGCAUGGCAGUGCUCAUGGAAAACAAUGCAGACCCCAACAUCCAAGACAAAGAGGGAAGAACAGCGUUGCACUGGUCCUGUAACAAUGGAUACCUUGAUGCCAUCAAACUAUUGCUCCAUUAUGCUGCUUUCCCUAAUCAGAUGGAAAACAACGAAGAGAGGUACACACCCCUUGACUAUGCUUUGCUCGGUGAACGCCAUGAAGUGAUCCAGUUCAUGUUGGAACACGGGGCCCUGUCCAUCGCAGCCAUACAAGACAUUGCUGCCUUCAAAAUCCAAGCUGUCUACAAAGGGUACAAAGUCCGGAAGGCUUUCCGAGACCGGAAGAACCUCCUCAUGAAGCAUGAGCAGCUGAGGAAAGAUGCUGCCGCCAAAAAACGGGAGGAAGAAAACAAGCGAAAGGAGGCAGAACAGCAGAAAGACUGGCUGAGCCCAGAUUCUCACAUACCCCAAGCCCUUCCCUGUCUACCUAGCCCCAGCAAGCAGCCUCCAUCUAGACCCAUGUCCCAGGGCCUGACGCCAAGAGACGGCAGUGGGUCUCCAGCUAGAACACCUCCAAAGGACCAACAUGUUCCCUUAGAUCUUCAGAAAACAGACUCCAGAAAGACAAAUGAAACAUCCAAGGAACAUUCUAAAGGCUGCUCUGCCUGUGUCCAUGUCAGAGCCAGAGAAGGCCAUGGGGGAGAGCGGCGUCGGAGAGUCUCCUCUGUGGAGAGGUGCAGAGGUCAGACAGCUGGCGAGCAGUGGCGUGAGAAGAGGAAAGACAUGGCGAAGGCACUUUCCCCCAUCAGCACUGUCAGGGCGGCUGGGCCUGAAGAGAAAGGAAAGGACCCUAGUCAUGCACCUACAAGCCUUUCCCAGGACAGCCACUGGAAGGCCAGCAGGCAGCAAGACUCAGCACCCAAGACCAGAAGUGUUCCCCAGAAAAAGUGCACUCAAGAGGUCAAAGGAAGGUGCUCCCCAGCCGGUGCCAGUCGGCCUGGCACAGCCAAACAGGAGAUGGUUUGUUCGCGGCAGAGUCCUCGCCACCAUCGCACACCAAAAAGCAAGGUUACACCAAAGCUUGUAGGAGAAAUCUAUUCAGACUUGCCCCAGAACACAGAGAUGAGGUCAAAACCCAGAAAGCCAGGGACAUCUGCUCUGUCUGAGGACAUUCAGGAAUCUAAGGAGACAGAGCCCACACCUGUGCACCUCUCUGCCCAGAGUGUGAAUAUUGACCUUCUCCCUGUCGAGCUCCGCCUGCAGAUUAUCCAGAGAGAAAGGUGCAGGAAAGAGCUGUUUCGGAGAAAGAACCAGGCGGCGACCAUCAUCCAGCGUGCCUGGAGAAGGUACCAGCUCAGGAAGCACCUGUCACACCUUGUGCAUAUGAAACAGCUUGGAGGGAAAGACAUGCUCCGAUGGAAGCGAGUAUGCACAGCAUUGCUCAUCCAAGCUUGGAGGAAGGAACUGGAACUGAAGCUCCCAAAGACCACCUCAGUACGCAGGAUGCCCAAGAGCCUAGCCAAAAGCACCUCAGGCACAAAGCUUACCAAGCACUCAGUGCUGAAGCAAAUCUAUGGUUGUUCUCAAGAAGGGAAAGUCUAUCAUCCCACAAGGCCUUCAAAAGCCCCUCCUGUGCUGCAGCUGAAUUCAGUGAGCAACUUGCAGUGUAUUCAUCUGGAGAGCAGUAGAAAAUCAAAGAACUUUUCCUAUAACCUGCAAUCGGCUACGCAAUCAAAAAACAAACCAAAGCUUUGACUGCCUGUGGAGGAAGACUGGAAGCAUCAGUACAAAAGCCUCAUUUUCUAUGAAAUCUUUUGCAUCUUGGCAAAGCUUUAGUAUCCAAACCUAAAGCCUUACUACCCUGAAAAUGUGCUAAUAACUAGAAGAAAAGGUCGGCCCGACUCCUCUGCUUUUACACAGUACUGUUUCUAAAUCAUCUCAGCGGCACUGAAAGGACUGGAGUAGACUGUGCUCGUGGUUGGGUGCUUUCACCUCAGUCAGUAUGCCUGGGAAUGAGAACUGGUAAUGAAUGGUAACAUAAAACUAAGAACAUGAGCACUCAAGGAGUGGUGGGCUUUCUGACAGUAAGCUGGCAGAGACUUGGUUUGCUGGCUCAAGUGAUAAACCUAAAUGCGAGAAGCAGCCACCUUCAUCUCAUUCCCUCCCUGGAAUGGACCAACAUCGCGAGAGACGCCAUAUUUUACGCUGCUACUGGAACCUUAUCAGCUUAAAUUCUGGACAAAAACCAUGAGCAGUGUUUCCAUUUAGAAACUGUAAGACCAUAAGUACAUUCCUUUGAUUCCUUAGGUUUUCCAGUUCCUGUGUUAGUCACAGGUCACAGCCAUGUCCUCUCUGUAUAGUAUUCUUCCUGCUCAGAACAGCCGUGUCAUAUCAAAGUCAGUAAGGUAGGGUCUGUACUCACAAAGCAAGGUGCCAAGGCAGGCUCAACAUCCUCCUGUGUUUCCUGACCACUUGCAGAGAUGAGAGGUCUCAAAAUGCCAUUCCUACUGGCAGGGAACACUACACACAUUUUAGCACUGAAAGAAAGCCUGGUUUAAAUAAAACAGGCUUUUUACACUUUCCUAAGGGUGAGGCGGCUGCUAUAGGAAUAGACAAAAAAGCACAAACAGCAAUAUCAAGAUCACACAUUUUUUACUUCCACAUGCCAUUCCUAUGGCUAACACCAAAAGGCAGGAAGCAAUAAAAUAUUUGCAAAUGUUAACUGCCUUCACUUUUAAGUUUAAUAGUAAUAUUGAAAAUAUGAAAAUACUGCAAGGCUUAGCUUGAUGGAAUCAUGAAGAUUCAGCUAUUUGUUGGUAUAUAAGAUAAGGUACCGUAGAACCAUUCAAUAUUUUGUAAAUAUAUCACUCCUAUGAAAUGUAAAAUGCACUGACACCAGUAACCAUGUAUCUAUAUUAGUCCAGAACAGCCUGAGCUUUAGUAGGUAUUCCCAAGUGUUAUAUCCCCACUUCCAUGCAAAAGAAGGUCCAUGAAGAACUUUUUGUAAGUUUAGCUUUAAUGACAAACAUCUACUACAUCAGUCCCUCUUCAAAAUAAGAUAGAUUAUGAAUAAACAGUUUCCAAUAAGUAA
Messenger RNA from Dipodomys ordii (Ord's kangaroo rat), 4582 nucleotides. RefSeq names its product inversin (gene Invs). Lineage: Eukaryota; Metazoa; Chordata; Mammalia; Rodentia; Heteromyidae. The transcript has 17 exons. Gene Ontology annotation, molecular function: protein binding. Gene Ontology annotation, cellular component: ciliary inversin compartment. The coding region runs from base 100 to 3246 and encodes 1048 amino acids. Gene Ontology annotation, biological process: protein localization to ciliary inversin compartment. The record is from RefSeq and is a predicted model, not a curated record.